This is a messenger RNA of Phacochoerus africanus (Common warthog), 3350 nucleotides long. RefSeq names its product T cell immunoreceptor with Ig and ITIM domains (gene TIGIT). The transcript has 4 exons. Gene Ontology annotation, cellular component: cell surface. Lineage: Eukaryota; Metazoa; Chordata; Mammalia; Artiodactyla; Suidae. Gene Ontology annotation, molecular function: signaling receptor binding. Gene Ontology annotation, biological process: negative regulation of T cell activation; positive regulation of interleukin-10 production; negative regulation of interleukin-12 production. The coding region runs from base 288 to 959 and encodes 223 amino acids. The record is from RefSeq and is a predicted model, not a curated record.
UUGGUUUUUCCGAGACCCUCUUUCCUCAUAGGUUGGGUCUCACCAUCAGCAGUUGGCCAGUUUCGGUGGCAGAAGAGGCCACAGCUGCUUCCUGUCGGCCUCCUGGGCAGAAGCAUGCGGUGGUGUCUCCUCCUGAUCUGGGCCCAGGGGCUGAGGCAGGCUCCUCUCCCCGCCUCAGGUAAGGCCUGAAGUCUAGCCUGGAACUGGAGGGGGUGGCUGCAGUGAUUGCUGCAUCCAUCUGAGGGAAGGAGACACAGUUUCCAGAGUACCGUGUGCCCUCAGGAGCCAUGACAGGCAGAAUAGUAACAGUGGGGAACAUUUCUGCAGAAGAAGGUGGCUCUGUCACCUUACAAUGUCACCUCUCCUCUACCACUGCCAAGGUGACUCAGGUCAACUGGAAGCAGCAGGACCAAGUUCUGGCCAUUCGUCAUGACACCUUGGGGUGGUACAUUGACCCACCCUUCAUGGAGCGAGUGGUCCCUGGCCCCAACCUGGGCCUCACUCUCCGGUCACUGACCGUGAACGACACAGGAGAGUACUUCUGCAUCUAUCACACCUACCCUGAUGGGAUUUACACAGGGACACUCUUUCUGGAAGUCCUGCGAAACUCAGCGGCUGAACACAGAGCUGGGUUCCAGAUCACAUUGUUUGGAGCUGUGGCCACAGUGCUUGCGGUCGUCUGCACAGCAGUCAUGGUGAUGGUUACGUGGGCCAGAAAGAAAUCUCUCAGAACCUGUCCAGCAGAAGGUGCCCUGAGGCAGAUCCCAUCUGAACAGGAGGAGUGUAGGCCCAGGGUCCAGAGGAUACCUGCCAGCAUUGGUGUCCCAGUGGAGGCUGUGGCUGGAGACCUUUACGCGGAGCUCAGGGUCCAGGAUCCAGAUGCCGAGCAGCACGACUACUUCAAUGUCCUGAGUUACAGAAGCCUCGGGAGCUUCAGCUUCCCUACCGAGACUGGUUAGCUCCCUACCUACGGGGGCAUCUUCUGGGAGGCAUGUUCCUAUCUUUGCUGUUACAGGUGGACGUGUAGGCAUCUGCACAUCCCAGUCCUGUGUGUUUGUGUGUGUAUGUGUGCGUAUGCAUGUACGUGUGCACAGGCACGCAUAUGCGUGUGUACGUGCAUAUGCGUGUGUGUUCAAUUGAGUGAGUGAAUGUCAUCCUCUUUUCUGUUUCCUCCAUCCUUCCCUUCUUCCAUCCUGGCAGACCCCACUGCGGAGCUUGUGUCUUGAUGAUGACUGCAAAGCUAAAAACCAUACAAACACUUGACCCGGUUUUAAAUCUGGCAGUUGGUGCAGUGACCAUGGCUCUGAGAUAUGCAUUUCCCCCCGAGUAACACUGGGCAGGGUUUGGGGCUGCAGGGCUUUGUGGUGGAUGACAGUGAUGGGGUGACAGCAGAGACUUCUCAUCUCAUUUCUCACUGUCAUUUUCAUCAACGUUCACACACUCCAGGCAUUUUAUGAAUAAGGUAUGUUACCAGUGUCUAUGAGGAGAUUGGAGGAUGACGAAACCAUCAUCUUAGGCCCCAGCCUUUAAGGACUUACAGUUAGGUGGAGAGACAACCUUUACAUUAAAAGGUAGUGAGGGGAUAAGGGUUCAAGACAGGCCUUUGGGAAGAGAUGUCAGUUCAGGAUGAGGUGGUCAGGAUAAGCUUACCUGUGGUGACAUGGCCUCAGCUUGUGUAGGGGUCAGUGAACCUGGGCUGGAAAAGCAGGAGUUUUUGUCUAGGGAACUCAUAGAAACUGAAGUUGGGAGCUGAAAGUCCUACAUGGAAGGCUUCCAUGUGGGAGGGCGCUAGCAAGGCUUCAGAUUUUUUUUCUGGCCACACCCAUGGCAUAUGGAGUUUCUAGGCCAGAGAUCCAAUCCGAGCUGGAGCUUCAACAUACGCCAUAACUGCAGCAAUGCCAGACCAUAAACCCACUGCACCAGGUCGGGGAUCAAACUCGCACCUCAGUAAUGACCCCAGAUGCUGCAGAGACAAUGCCAGAUCCUUAACCCACUGUGCCACAGCAGGGAACUCCAAAGCUUCACGUUUUAUUCUCAGGGCAGACAGUUCAAAUUGUCUUCUGCUAGAUGUUCUCAGAGUCCAGCGAUGGUCUGAUUUGGAGGAUUCUAGGCUCUUGCAGCCAUGUGCUCUGGGGAAGCCCUCAGAAAUGGUGUGUGUCCACUGUGGGAGCUGUAGUUCAGCCCUUGGGCCAUGAUCCACCAACCUACUUCUUCUCUAUCAACCUACCAUUGAGCCUUUGAAGAAAGAAUCUGUUUCCUACCAGUGGGAAAAUCUGGAUUGUCUUCCUAGAAAAACAAAGGAGGGCGAUAGAGGGUUUAAAAAUUGAGCACCCUCAAACCAGCUGCCUAGAACCCUCAAAUUCACCCCCUGACCUCUUUGUGCUGGGCUUGGGGUAGCAUCUGAGCUGCUCAUUUCUGUUUCAAUUGGCAUUCAGGUCUUAUCCUCGCACCACUUCUCUUGGCAGAGUGAGGGAGGUUGGGUUUACGGGAGCCUCCUUUCCUUUCCUGGGCAUGGAAGCUGGGAGAUAAAAUGUGAAGCAAGACUGUCCUUUGUCAAUGGUUAACACGGAGCCUUGACCUGCUCCCUCAGAAUUAGGCUGGUUGAGUGAGAAGACACUUCAACUCCUGUUCCUCCUCUGAUUUUGAUUUUGGUUUUUUGUCACUUCUCUACCAAACAGGUAUGUAGUCAGGAGCAAUGAGCUGAAAUCUGUCCAGAGUGCCAAGUCCUUUGGAAGAAAGCUAGUUACAUGUAAGAAAGUUGUUAUUUGCCAUGGUAGUUCACAACAUUUUUCUUGCAAAACCAGUGCAGGUUGGUGGGGAGUAGAUGACAAUUCACAAUUCACAAAUGAACUAACAUGGAAUGACAAAAAGGGCAUGGUGGUUUGACGUGGCGAAGGUGUAUGUUAGGCUGAGGCUGGACUGAGAGUUGGGUGUGACUCACAUGAUUAUGGUAGCAGGGAGACAGUUACAAAUGCCAUUUGGAUGGUGACAAAAAUACAAAAGGACCCAUAGAUGUUGUAAAUGGGCCAGGUUACUAAAAUGAGAUUGAAUUAGACAGAAAAUGAAUCUGAAAGUGGAAUUCCUUGAACUAGAAUUUCCUUGGGGAACAGAGAAGACAACCCCCUAAAAGCCAGGUUCCUGGCAAUGUGUGCUGUCCAGUAUGGCAGCCACUCUCCGCGUGUGGCUGUCUGGCACGUGGGAUGGCUAGUCCUGUUGAAAUGGGCUGUGCUGUGAGUGGAAAAUACCAGAUUUUGAAGACUUACUGUGAAUAAUAAGGAUAUAAACUGUCACAUGAGUAAUUAAAAAUAUUGAUGACAUGUCAGAAUGAUAUUUUGUAUAUAUUGGGUUAA